AUGAUGACUUCCGCGGUGUCGCAGUCACUUCAAGAGAAGCAGCGAGAAAACUUGCUGCGCAUGCUGGACUUUAACUCGGAGAGCACUGGCGGCUUUGCAGAUGCAGUCCUGGACUCCGUUGAUCGCUGGGGCGACCAGUGGAAGGUUCUGAUCUACGACAAAUUCUGUCGCGACAUUAUCUCGCCCAUCCUCAAACUGCAUGAGCUUCGCAAAAAGGGUGUUACGCUGCAUAUGCGUCUGGAUACGGAGCGUGACGCCAUUCCUGAUGUCCCUGCCAUUUAUUUCGUGGAACCUACGCACGAGAACUUGACGCAGAUCGUCUCGGACUGUUCAAAGGAAUUGUACAGCUCAGCACACCUAAACUUCGCGUAUCCGUUGAGUCGUGAGUCACUGGAGUAUUUGGCUCGAGCUUCAGUGGAAGCUGGGUGUACAAGCAUGAUUGCCAAAGUGUACGAUCAGUACACGAACUUCGUGUCGCUGGAACCAAGUCUCUUUUCGUUAAAUCUCCCUGCGAGCUAUCGAGCGUAUAACGAUCCAAAUGUGGCGGAUGCGCAAAUUGAGCAGUCAAUGAGUGUCAUUGUCAAGGGGCUUUUUUCCGUCCUUGCUACUUCCGGAAGAAUUCCGGUUAUUCGCUGUCCCAAUAAUGAUGGACCAUCGAGGAUGGUGGCGGAGCAGCUAAGUUCUACUAUUCGCGAGCACCUGAAUGUGAGAAAUGGCGUCUUUGCUGACAAUACAUCCAGUUUUCAGCGCCCGGUGCUGAUCAUCAUGGAUCGUAAUGAGGAUAUUGCAUCGAGUCUGCAUCAUCCGUCGACGUACCAGGCACUAGUUGAUGACAUUUUGUCGAUUCAGAUGAACCGUGUAAAGGUGUCUGUUAAGACCUCUGGGGACGACGGCGAUAGUGAUGGUCGAUCGGUGGAACGCAUGUACGAAUUAGACGUGACGAGUGACAAGUUUUUUGAGACACAUGCUGGUAGCCUGUUCCCGGACGCAAUUGAUGCAAAUGAAAAGGAAAUGAAGCUGGUUACGGGGAAAGAAGAAAGGAUUCGAGCACAGACAGGAGGGGGCAAUGCGUUAAUGAAUGGCACAAAGGAUCUUGUUGCUGCUGUUGACACUCUGCCGGCUCUCGUGGAAAAGAAGAAAAUGCUGGAAGUUCACACAAACAUCUUUCACGCGGCAUUUGAGGGCGUGACGAAGCGCCACAUUCCGUCCUAUUCUAUGCUAGAGCAGAAGCUUAUCGAUGGCUUGCACGUAGACAAGACUGAGGUGCUGCAGCUAUUGUCAAGCACGGAAAUGGGUACAUUGGCGGAUAAAAUGCGGUUGUUAAUGAUCUACUUCCUGUCGACAAUGUGCUGCAGCAUCAGAGCAGCCGGAGGCUUAUAUGCAGGCGUGGAAGUUUCUCCGCAAGCACUCCGCCUUUCAACGACCAAGUUUAAGGGUCUUGCCCAAGGAUUCCUUGCUCAAGCCGCUGCAAGUUUUAAGAACUUUUUGCCUGAAAACAAAAAGUUGCACGUCACACGAGUCACGGAUGCCAUUUGUGAGAUGAAACCGAACACAGAGGAUGAAACCUUCUUGUAUUUGGACCCGAAGAUUAAGGCCACUGGUGAUGUUCCGCGACAGCGCUCUCCUUUCCGUGAGGUGAUGGUAUUUAUGAUAGGUGGCGGCAACUACAACGAAUAUCACAAUCUGUUGGCGUACGCCAAAGAAUCACAAUCACCACGAUCGAUAUGGUACGGCUGCACAGAGCUGUUGAGUCCAGAGGCGUUCUUGCACCAGCUCGGCUCCAUCGGUACAUAA
Peronospora farinosa is the source of this 1794-nucleotide messenger RNA. NCBI's taxonomy places the organism in Eukaryota, Oomycota, Peronosporomycetes, Peronosporales, Peronosporaceae. The record is from the annotation of a GenBank genome assembly.